Messenger RNA from Engraulis encrasicolus (European anchovy), 6501 nucleotides. It is a transcript of the gene tead3b, whose product is annotated as TEA domain family member 3 b. Bases 437 to 1699 code for a protein of 420 amino acids. The transcript has 14 exons. Gene Ontology annotation, molecular function: DNA-binding transcription factor activity, RNA polymerase II-specific; RNA polymerase II cis-regulatory region sequence-specific DNA binding. The record is from RefSeq and is a predicted model, not a curated record. Gene Ontology annotation, biological process: positive regulation of transcription by RNA polymerase II; embryonic organ development; hippo signaling. Lineage: Eukaryota; Metazoa; Chordata; Actinopteri; Clupeiformes; Engraulidae. Gene Ontology annotation, cellular component: transcription regulator complex.
UUCAUUCCAAACUCAUACUUUGCAUUCCACCUUUACUGUCAAACCAGGAGAAAUAUUACCGAUAGCAAAAUCGCGCCAGAAUUGCAAGUUUGAAAAUUAAGCUUUCCUCUGAAUGACGACUCGACAGUGUUGCAUCUAUUUCUGAAAUAAGCAAGCGAGGAUUGGACCUCCAAGUUCCCAUAAACUCAUUUUGGGAAUAAAGCAAGUUUUAAUUUGUUGGAAGAGUGACAUCGAUUGAAGCCACGACUGAGAGGAAUACUUUCACCCAAACUUCUCAACUGCACUCAACGUUCCCCUCCCCCUCCCCCCCUCUCCGGUUAAGGAAAGAGGCCGGGCCCUGGGCCCUGGUGUUGCCGUCACCAUUGCGUCCAACGAGUGGAGCUCCAAUGGCAGCCCAGAGGGGCUGGACGACGGGCAGGAUGAGCUGGAGAAGGCCAUGGACGGGGACGCGGAGGGCGUGUGGUCGCCCGACAUCGAGCAGAGCUUCCAGGAGGCGCUGGCCAUCUACCCGCCCUGCGGACGACGCAAGAUCAUCCUGUCCGAUGAGGGGAAGAUGUACGGACGAAAUGAGCUGAUAGCCAGGUACAUCAAGCUGAGAACAGGGAAGACCCGAACGCGGAAACAGGUGUCUAGUCACAUACAGGUGUUAGCGCGGAAGAAAGUGCGGGAGUACCAGGCGGGCAUUAAGGCCAUGAACCUGGAUCAGGCUUCCAAAGACAAGGCCCUGCAGAACAUGGCGGCAUUAUCCUCAGCCCAGAUUGUGUCUCCAAACCUGAUCAAGAGCCAGCUGCCUCCGCUACCCCAGGGCCCCUACCCGACACAGGCCAGGUUCUGGCCAACAUCUAUCCCUGGACAACCUGGGCCUUCUUCUCAGGACAUCAAGCCAUUUGCUUCUCCCUACACAAGUAUCGCAGCCCCUGUACCCUCAGCCAUCCCAUAUUCUGUCCUGAAUUCCCCUGUCCCCCCUCCCUAUGUAGCGUACGAGCCCCUAGUCCCCCCCGGGCCCCCUGCGGCCACCGCCGUCCCCGUGUGGCAGGACCGCACCAUCGCCUCCUCCAAAUUGCGCAUGCUGGAGUACUCCGCCUUCAUGGAGGUGCAGCGGGACCAGGACACUUAUAGCAAGCAUUUGUUUGUGCACAUCGGGCAGACCAACCCGUCCUACAGCGACCCCCUGCUGGAGGCGGUAGACAUCAGGCAGAUCUACGACAAGUUCCCAGAGAAGAAAGGAGGCCUCAAGGAGCUCUACGACAAAGGCCCUACCAACGCCUUCUUCCUCGUCAAAUUCUGGGCGGACUUAAACAGCAGCGGCAUGCCAGACGGGCCCGGAUCCUUCUACGGCGUGAGCAGCCAGUACAGCAGCCCCGAAAACAUGAGCAUCACUGUGUCCACCAAAGUCUGCUCCUUUGGCAAACAGGUGGUGGAGAAGGUGGAGACGGAGUAUGCUCGUCUGGAAGGGGGGCGGUAUGUGUUCCGGAUCCACCGCUCCCCCAUGUGUGAAUACAUGAUCAACUUCAUCCACAAGCUCAAACACCUCCCAGAGAAAUACAUGAUGAACAGCGUUUUAGAAAACUUCACCAUCUUACAGGUGGUGACGAACCGGGAGACCCAGGAGACGUUGCUGUGUAUAGCCUUCGUGUUUGAGGUCUCCACGAGUGAACAUGGGGCUCAGUAUCAUGUCUAUCGACUGAUAAAGGACUGACACCAGACAGAGAUGGCGAAGGGGGUGGGCAUAACGAACUGAACUAAAAUGGCCGUCCCAUGUGAGGCGCCCACGUGACAAACUGCCCAAUAGCUAAUCCCGACCCAUACCAAAAAAAGUCCCAAGAGUCGAUACACACAACAAGGCUAAUGUGUUUGUCAGUCUCCUCAACGAUCACUGUGGAAGUCGGAAUGUGUGGAUGAACUUUUCAAACCAUAAGAAAGGAUCACUUAAAUGUACAGACAGUUUGGUUGAUAUCUUUUUUUUUACCACAACACAUAUUUAUAGUCUACAAAUUGAUGGAUUUGUUUCUUUAUGUACACAACUAUUACAUUGCUUUCUGAGGGUACUGGAAGUUGAGUUUUUUAGGAUGAUGGAUAAGAAAGUACAUCAUUUCUCCACAAAGGCAAGACAAUUAUUUUACUCUCUAAUAAGAGUUAUUUUGCUUGGAGGCAGAGAGUCUUGCAGAGAGUCAAAGAAAGGUUUACAUGCAUUGUAGUAUUUAAGACAUUAGUGAUCAACAAAAUGGCGACACUCAGUGUUGUUUUUGCAUUUGUUAUUAUUUGUUUGCUUUUUAAGUGCUAAGUGUAACAGGGCUGAUGAUGCCUCUGUCCAAAGAUGAGAUUUUUGCUGACGCGCCAUUCUGAAGUGCCUUGUUUUGACUACCUCCUGAUGUGUGUGGGCAGAGAAAGAGAGAGAGAGACAACUGUGGAGUAAGAAGACACAGUAUGGUACUCUCUCUGCCUCAUCUGGUCUCGGAACACAAUCUACAUGAGUGCCUUUACCCAGCUGCCCCCCGCUCACAAGUGUUUUUGACCACCCCACCCCAAUACCACCCAGACCCCCCAUACCACCCAAUUCCCCCCCUCCCCCCAACCUCUGGACUUUUUUUUACACAGAACAAAGUGCCUUGUUGUGCUCCAUCCACCACCCCUUGGGCUCACUCACGUCUUCUGCUAGGGACAUGCGUCACAAAGAUUUUAAGGUGCCAGCCACGUCAGAUGGGGAACAGAUCUCUAUCCGAGCUCCUCUCAUUGUCUGCCUAAAUCAGAUGAAGCUCCAUUCUCCAGGGCUUGGUACAGUGCGGUACAGUGCGGUUCGGUACGGUGUGCACAUGCUCAGUCCUGCAACGGAGCUGCUCUCAGACCUGUGAAGUUGCAGCACCUUAAACCUGGGGACAUACCUCUCCUAAAAUAUUGAUCGGAAAGUUAACUCACUGAACCUUUUUGGCCACAAUUUCACAUGACAUAAUGCAUGACAGAUGGUCUUUUUUAUUUACUACCAUUGGUUUUCCAUAAUUGUCUGGUGUUUGUGAGUCAUGAAAUGCCUGUGUGUUUCAGUUGAAAUAAUGCAUUCGAGCGUGUCUUCUUGACCGGUGUCCAGUGGCCUCUUAGUAAUGGACAAGUCCAACCAACUCAGCUCGAUGACAGCAACUUUGUGCUGCGUACAACAGAAUGCUUAGACUACAGUGCAGUAUUUGGCAAAGCAAACAUUUUGGAGUUGAAAAAUAUUUGUUGUUACUCAUUUAUUUAAAUAUGUAGGGGUUGUGUGUGAGUCUGUGUGUACGGUACUCUGUGUGUGUGUGUAUGUGUGUGUGCGUGUGUGCAUGUGUGCGUGUGUGCGUGUGUCUGUGUGUGUGUGAAUGUGUGUCUUUACAAGCUAUGAAAACCAUGAGCAUGUGACAGCGGUGCUGCAGGAAACCGGCCAAGCUUUGGAGGAAGUACAACACUCAUGCCAACAGCAUAAGGAAGUGGAAACUUAUAAAACCUUCACCACCCAGCCCUUUAAAAUCAGAAACGAAUAUUCAGCAUUCAGCACAUAUUGCAGUAGUGAUGUUUUUUUUUUGUUUAGACCGAGACGUCAGAUGGUACAACAACAGCUAAUGCCCCAAUAUAUUAAUUACUAAUUGGUAAUUAAUGUGCUGCAAUGAACAAUGCCUCUUAAAUGAUUCACUAAAACACUUUUACGAUAAUCCAUACAAUAGUGGCAUUAGCUGCGGUUGCACCACCCUGACACGUGAUACUACUAAAACGUUAAUAACCCAUCCGUAUCCAUGGUCACCACACAUGUCUCCUAAAUGGUACUUCUUUCUUUUUUUUCUUAUUUGUCUUUUUUUGGGCUCAUUCUGGCCUGAGCACACAAUUGGCCAUGUGACGAGGGUAUUUGUGUGUUUUUGCGUGCGUGUGCGUGUGUUGUGUAUUGAGUUCUGAAAGACUGUAAGGAUGACUGACAACCCCAUCUCUCAGGGCAUCCAUCCUUAGAAAUCAGCAGAGGUGUCAAAAGUAAAAGUUAAAAAAGAGUUUUCUUCCAACACAGGUAACUUAUCUCUGUAACCUAAACCUGUGUGCUUGGCUUACAAUCAGCGGACUCUGCUCUGGUUUUAUCAAGUUUGUGAUGGGUCCUUGUUAGGGUUUUAGUGUUUUUCAGUAACAACAUAUCUAUCUCAUUAGGUACAGUUGAGUAAACGCUUUGUAAUAUCAUAUGCUAGUGUUGUACUUACACUAUGGAUUUACUUUUACUUUGACUUUUGACACCUCUGGAAAUAAUAGGUGAUGUUGUGUAACUAAUCAUAAUUAAUUAUGUGUUAAGCAGAAUACUGACAUAUCCUCUCCCCUUUGGUUUUGUGAGCUAAGGUGCUGUUUCCGUGUAGCAGGAUUUUUUUUUUAGCAGGGUAUUUUUUUCUCCUACUUUUUAAUAUCUGGAUUUUAAAUAUCUGCUACGUGGAAACGGAAGGCCAAAACCAAUGUAACCAGGAGAAAAAAAUAUCCACAUAUAAAAGUAUCCUGCUACGUGGAAACAGCUCCUAAAUCAAAAUGUCCUGACUUGAACUAGAGGUUUCCCUAAUUGAACAAAGCUCUGAUCAGUGAGAGUAUAGCUGGCAUGUUUUCUGAGAGGGAGCAAAUCACUGGCAAAAGUAGAAGUAGGAGAAUGGUUACUUUGUUUUUUAAGAGUAUGGCGUGAGGAGCCGAACCACUGUGAAUUUUUACUGAAUGUACUUAGUCAUGGUAGGCAAGGUGUUGAUGGUGUCUGACAUCUGACAAGCUGCAGACUAAUGUGUGUACGUAUGUGUGUGUGGACAUUGAAUUGGCCUAAUUAUGCCAUAUGCACAGUACAUUUUGUUUCUUAAUGGCCGAAAUUAUGUUGAGACACUGGCUUUGGGCUUUUCCAACGCAAAAAAAGCCACCGUUUAACAGUAUUUAUUAUGGGGGAGUGAAAUACAUUGGAUUCCUUAAGAAUGAUAUCAAGCAACUGCCAAAGUUAUUAUGUGGUCUUUCUGCAGUGAUAACACCACACACUCAAAUAUGACAACAACAUAGUGACAACAACAAAACCAAUAGAUGACUCUCUGCACUGUUUUCAUAAUGUGUCACAUGAGAGAUAGCCCUUUAUAUGGUACUGGUCAUUUUUCAGGCUCCAGGCCACUGCUGAUGGUCAAAUGUCAUGAUGUCACCAUCUGUCUGAAAGCCUGAUCUCUCCUGAUUAAUUUGAUAUAACACACUUGGUUGCACAACCUUGUAGAGAGGCAUGGCUGGGACAUCUGUAAUAGGUGGGGAAGUGAUCAAAUGUAGUCACUCGCCCUUUAAAGGGUUAAUGUGUGGCAGAGUCUUUGGAACAGUGGGGCGGGUGUUAGCAUCCACACAGACUUUAAUCGUGCCGGGCAGAUGCUCACAAAAAGGCGGGUGGCAGGAAUGUUUUGUUACAAAAGCAGGUAGCAGAGCAGAGGAGCCGCCUCCCAACGGGUGCACUGUAAAAAAAAAAAAAAAAAGUUCCCAAAAGAACCAAAGUCUGCCUCUGUGGACCCCAUAAAAGUUAUCUGACCAUCAUCAAGGUUCUUUGUGGAACCUAUAUGACAAGUUGGCUCUUGGAAGAACCCCAAGGUUUUCUUGAAGGUUCCUCAUAGAAUCCAGGAACCCAAAGGUCCUUUGAGGAACCUUCAGUUGCCAUGGUAGGGGAACCCAUAAGAUUAUCUGAGGAACCAUCAGAAUUUUUCCCAGAACGUUUAGGUUCCUCAGAGAACUUAGGUUCCCCCAUCAUCAGGGCUGGACUGGUAUUCUGGCAUAGGCCUGCACAGGGCAUCUUCCCGGUGGGCCGACAGUCAUCAGGGGCUGAUGCCUUUUUAUUUUUUUAUGUGGGUGUUUAAAUUUUUCACCCAGAGACCGGCCCACAAUUAAGAUUGGGAAGCUCAUCGUUGCAUCUUAAAUAUGCAGAAGAUUGAGCCCAUCAUAAUUGUAAAAUGGGGGUGGGGGUGAGAGGCUGGUCUGUGCCAAAAAUGCCCAGUCCAGCCAUGCACAUCAUGGUGCGACUGAAGGUUUUUUUGAGGAACCUUCAAAUUUGUACAGUGUAGGGUCAUUUUCUGACUCUGCCCAUCACACCACAUUGAGUACAAGAACUCAGAAAAGCUUAAAGUGACCGCUGCCUUGUGUAGGUUUUUUUUUUUUACUGGCUCUUGUUUUUGUAUUAUUAAUAUUAUUGUUAUCAUUAUUUUAAAUAUUAUAUUUUUUGUUUGUUUUGUGCUCCUUGACUUUCAAUGGAUGCUGUUUACUUCCUUUGAAAAUUGUGUGUUCAUAUUUGAGACAUGUUGCUUUCUAAAUGGUGUGGGUGUUAUUUUGUUUGUUGACUGUUUGUAUCCGUUUGUCUUCCACUUUUCAAAUUAUGGUUCAAUGUGGCCUUGGUUACCAACUGUGCAUUGUGAUCUUGUAUAUUAUGUUAAAUGCAAAGUAAGGGGUGUGUAUAAUAUAAUCAUAAUGACACAUAUAAUCUUCCAAUAAAAGGGUCAUGGUUCGACAUGGGCCAGUUUUAUU